Molecule: messenger RNA, 2524 nt
Organism: Exaiptasia diaphana
Lineage: Eukaryota; Metazoa; Cnidaria; Anthozoa; Actiniaria; Aiptasiidae
Product: transient receptor potential cation channel subfamily A member 1
Biological process (GO): monoatomic ion transport; transmembrane transport
Cellular component (GO): membrane
Molecular function (GO): protein binding; monoatomic ion channel activity
Source: RefSeq, a predicted model, not a curated record
UGGCCUUAUCAUAAAAUCUUUCUCGUUUAGGCAGUAAAGCUUUGUCUUGACGAGGGAUGCUCGCUUACAGCAAUAAGAAGAGUAGACGGUGGUACACCUAUCCAUCUUGCAUGUCGUCUAGGUGCUUUGGAGAUCCUCAAAUGCUUGUAUGAACACGACAAGGAUGUAUUCACUGAUAAAUUGGUAGACCGUGAGGGUAUGACGCCGCUACACAGAGCAGCAAUGUUCAAUCAUUCCUUAGUUGUCUCAUUCUUGGUUGAUCAUGGUAUGAACCUGAACCCACGAGACCGCGAAAAGUGUACACCCCUACUGCUAGCCGCUGCGCAUGGCUGUUCCGCAGUUGUGUCCCUCCUUCUUGAGAAAGGUGCCGACGUGACAUGCAAGGACGACAAGAACAGAACGGCGUUACACUGGGCAGUCGGACAGGAUAAAACGACUGAAAGACUUCUCAAGGAUGAACAGGUGCACGCACAUAAACUAGUCAAUCAGCAGGACAGUACCGGGGCUUCCACCUUACACUACGCUGCGCAAGGAGGCUUUAUCAAGAGUGUAUUACUACUAUUAAAGAAYGGAGCCGACGCUGGUCUUAAAAACCACAAGCUUGAAACUCCGCUUCACCUUGCAGCGAGCCAUGGGUGGCUACCAAUCGUCAAGAAAUUAAUGGAAGGSCGUCAAACGCGGUUAAUGAAUGUUGGUAAUCUUAGUGAUCACACGCCUUUACACCUCGCAGCGUCCAAUGGACAAGAUAAAGUCGUGAAAUUCCUCCUUGAUAGAGGGGCAACGAUAGAGAGUCUGUAAAGGACGAAGAUUACUCGAUUACCUAUGACUUCAUGUUUUUACAAGGAAUGCCUGACAUUAGAAAAGACGACCCAAAAAAGUUCUUAGAUUGCUUACAUACGAUGGUCAAGCACAAGAGAGUCAACUGCCUUUCUCAUAGUGUCUGUGGAGCCAUCAUGAACAUCAAAUGGCGCAGUGUUGGAUGGAAGGCUUACGUCAUGAAUUUGUCGUUUUACAUGCUAUUUCUACUACUGCUGACAUCAAUGACCGUAUUAUUAGAUUCUGAAGUAAUGGAUACGCUAUGGAUAGAUAUUCCCAAAUACACAAUCAUAGUUAUGUGUUUGUUUCAUUUGCUGAAAGAGCUAUUCCAAAUAUGGGAUGAGAAACUAAAGUACCUGUUCAAAGCAGAUAACUGGAUGGAAUGGUUCUUGUACAUGUCAAGCCUUGUCUACAUGACCCAGUAUGCMUUUCUCUCCAAUAGCAAAGUCACGUGCGUCUCUGAAAGUACCAGGCCCCUGGCCGCUACAGCUAUUUUCAUUGCUUGGGUGAUCUUUGUCUUAUAUCUUAGAAGGUUUUCAACGUUUGGUAUUUACAUUAUUAUGAUGACAAACAUUAUUAAAACUCUAAUUAAGAUUAUAAUUCUGUUUAUUCCGUUUGUYAUUGCAUUUGGUAUACCAUUUUAUUUAUUGCUGAAUAACGACGAUAGGCAACUCGAUUGUGAUAUUAAUAUUUCGUCGUCUAACGUCACCGAAGAAUACARCACUGCAAACACAAAUAGCACCACUAGUGAAAAAGAUUUUCUAUUUAAUUAUUUGUCCUACUCGCUCUUCACCACGUUUAUGUUGAUACUGGGAGAGAUGAAAUACCCGCAUACAAUGUUCAAGUACCAGCCACUGCCUCAUCCAUACAUCAGCUAUAUCAUCUAUAUMAUAUUUUGUGUGUGUAUGCCAAUUAUUAUCAAGAACUUACUGAUUGGUUUAUCGGUUGGUGACGUCAAUCGUAUACUGCAGACCGCUAAAAUGGAACAACAUGCAAUGCAGGUUGAACUCUUACUAGAGCUAGAACGGGCUACACCAAGGAAAGUUCUUCGGAAAAUCUGGGUAUCUUACUACGUCGAGUUUCCCAAUCGAAAGAAAACCUGGAAGCAGAGGCUAACAGAGUUUGGUUCACCGAAGAGAACGACGUCCAACCAGGAGACGUAUGUGAAUCCAGCACUUCUAGCAAUAGGAGAAAAACUAGAGAAACUCGCUAAAAAGGUGGAUCAACAGGAAGACAAAUUUCAGAGCAUCCUCCGCGUUUUAAAUCGAAUGGACGCAAGAUUGACCGAUUUAAACUCUUCUCAUGGAGGGACUGGAGCUAAGGGGACUGGAACUGACAAUGUUGACCGUGGUGGUGGUAAUAAUAACAAUGAAGGACCAAARGAUCAGGGGGGUGCACAGCAACCCACGACUAGAGCGGACGCCGAUGGGAAUCAAGACGGCGAAGACGAGCUAUUGUUAGAAUUCGUUGAGGGAAGCGCRGUGCAAGACGAAAACAGAGAAACACCGCUAUUGACUGUGCUUAACAAUUCCGUUGCUGAAGAAGAUCGAUCGUCGGAAAAUGAAUUUUAUAAAAUGGUCUCAAGAGUAUAACUAAGUAUUUAUAGCAUUAUUUCAGUGCACAAACAAGUAAUACUCAAAGAAUUUAGCAAUCUAUUUAAGAUAAGAUAUAUAUUUAUUAAUACUUUUGCAUAUUUUGUAAAUGUAAC